This is a messenger RNA of Mesocestoides corti, 1245 nucleotides long. The record is from the annotation of a GenBank genome assembly. Lineage: Eukaryota; Metazoa; Platyhelminthes; Cestoda; Cyclophyllidea; Mesocestoididae.
GGACAAACGAAGCCCAAGCUGCCAAAUAUCACGCAAAACACUUGGCAGCAAUUUCUCAGUCUGGCGGACAGCAUUCUUGGAAUAAAUGAGACCAUCGAGGUGUCUCCCAAGCCACAUUCACUUUUUCUCAAACUCGAUGAAAUUUAUCCCAUUACCCUUCAAAAGUGCCGCCAUUGGGUUGAGACGAAUACCAACUGUAAAGCCAAGGGCAGCAUUCGCUUUGAGUGCACUUUCAUCUCACGCAUGCUCAGCGCCCAACUGUUUCAAUACGAGACCCUACACUUGGGGAGCGUAAGGGUUAAACUGGAGCACAAAGAGGCAAUUCGCUGCAGGCAUCUUCAAGGUCACAUAGUUGGCGCCAUGGUUGAAUGCUGCUUCUCGAAGUGGCGGGAGGAACCAAUCGUGUUGCCUUAUCUCUUCAAGGUCUCUGUAGAAAGAGUUGGUCGCUGUAGCAUGACGCAACAAUCUGAGUUGGAAAUGCCCACAGAAAAGGAUUCUCGGGGGAUGCCACACAUUGAGAUCCCUUUGGGACGGGAAGCUUUCACGGAAGUCCUCCGUCAAAUAAUCUUGGCAAGUGGAGAUUUCUUCGCUGUUGGUGACGUUCUGUCGGCGGUUGUUGUCGAGGCGUUGAACAACCACGCAGACUACAUUGCCGAUGCAUUCGCUGCCCGCCUGAAAAAUGAAAAAUCCAUAACCCUACGUAGACUCGUUGCAACUUUUGCUGACUGCCCCCUUCAGCUCUUCCGGAUAUUUAACUAUGUUUCAGCUUUUGCGCAAAAUGUCUACUUGCUGGAUGGUUCCAUGGACCCGCAAUACGCAGCGUCGAAGUCCCUUUCAAUUUUCCACAGUGAGUGUGAGAGGCGCCAAAUCAGUCUGGAUUUUCAAGAUGCUGUUCCUCAAAUCAUACUCGAUGGCUACCAGGCAAGAAUGCUGCGCAUCGACAAGUUUGCCAUCGAUGCCCCGACAAGCGAGUACCUCGAUUUCACCCGGCUUCGACAGAGAGCGCGCCUUUUUGGUCUGUCCGAAAGGCGGGCGUUCAACUAUUGGUUGUCUCAGAGUGGACUGACCAAUCGUGGAGAUGCCAUGCCUGUCCUUGCUUACCUCGUUACACUCUGCCUCAAAGACCUUCUUGAUGUUGCCUUGGCUAGCAGGCAACGUUUCGGCAUUAAUCUACGUUCUCAACUCACCGCAGUAGAACUUCAACAGGCCAGUUUGUGUAUACGGCGGCUGAAGUCGUACCUCUAG